Molecule: messenger RNA, 2631 nt
Organism: Penicillium verrucosum
Lineage: Eukaryota; Fungi; Ascomycota; Eurotiomycetes; Eurotiales; Aspergillaceae
Product: putative pre-mRNA splicing factor
Exons: 4
Coding region: 1-2631 (876 amino acids)
Biological process (GO): DNA repair
Cellular component (GO): nucleus
Molecular function (GO): DNA binding; catalytic activity
Source: RefSeq, a predicted model, not a curated record
AUGGCUCGACUCAGCAACAUCUCCGUCGUUGUUCCCCUUCCGUCUUUCGACAUCGACCCCCUCAAGACCUUUGACGAAGACUUCUUUGAUCGUGCUGUUGACAACAUCUUGUCAGAGACGAGCGUUGAAGAAUCCCGGGAUGAUAUGAUGGAUAACAACAUUGGCAUCUCGUGUCCACUUGGGUAUGACGGUGCGUCUGACUCCUCAAAGCUCAGCGUUCGUCGUAACCAAAGGACCGGGGCCAACUCGCCGCAUUUUUCUACAACAUCGACCUCAUCACUUACAACCACCUCGGCAAAAAAGCCGAAGUCGAGAAGGUCUUCCAAGAUACGGAACAGUGUUACAAUGGAGGAUGCCAGUGAUCCUGGUGAAGCUUCUAUGAGCCUCGACAACAUCACACAACCUCAGGGUGAGAACGAAGGCCUACAAGUUGAACCUCAUCCCAUCCACGAGGUUGGUGAUCACCCUUCUACAGUUCCCGAAAUUACCGACUCGUCGGCAAUGCCGACUGGUGACAGUGAGAUGACGGCCGAAGACAAGAUCUUUGCUUCGGUGGACCCCGAAAAGCAGAUAGAGGUGUUGAAGUUCGUUGUAUCACACUCUUUCAUGACGGAGCAAGUUCAACAUGUUCGACGUUCAGCCCGGCGAGAAUUCACUGGCCAAGUGCGUGGGGUCGCCGCAGAGGCUGGAAUGGACGAGAUAGCUAUCGCUGCUUUGGUUGACCACGUUCGAAAGAUCUAUCUUGAGGACCGUGAAAUUAUGGUAGCCGAUGAUUCCGGCUCUGCAUUUGGGGACGAAGUGGAGGACGAGGAAGAAACACACAUCAAGAGCUCGCACCGGAAACGGCGCAAGAGCAGCUCGGACCAGCCCGAGGACAAAGAGCGCAAGAAAAGCAAGAGGCGACACUCGGAUAAGGCAAGACAUCAUAGCCAUGAUGCUAUGCAGCAUGAUGAGCCAACUAAGGUUGUGGAAGCUCCGGCAGGUGUUUUCACCAAAGGUCAGGGCAACGGCUACGUUGAGCGGGAGGAACCGAAACAUAAGGAUAACACGCCGGAUCUACCUAAAAUGCCUACGAACAUCAUUCGGGGCAGCCCAAGUACACCCAUCGACCUUACCGACUCUGCGUCUCCUCGCGAGUUCGCCCGUGAAGCUGAUGUGGUUCCAUCUCAAACCCAAAAACAUGAUGUCAUCCGGGAGAUCAAGGGUCUUCAGGGCAGCAGCGGAAAGGUUAUCACUCACUUGUCACCCGACGCCCCGAUGGAGAUGAUUCGGAGUCCAUUGCCCGAACAAGCGGUUGGACGAAGGCCGUCGAAACGUCGUGAGCCAAAAGUAUCACAGAGAGACAAAAACAAGCGCAAGCGCGAACGGAGGAGGGAGCGCAACAGAAAUCGAAAGCAACACGCUCAAGGCGACUCCGUCGAUCGAGCAGAUCAAGACUCAAUUCCUCCUUCCAUUCCGCAAGAAACCCCUUCCGAUAGCCCAAAUGGAGGCAGACGGGGCUCCAAUCAGCUCCCGCUACCCGCCAAUCCAUCCGAUGAUUUGCCAGGUGUGACUCCAAGUGAUGAGGUUCAGUCUAAGUAUUUCUUGGGAGCCGGCAAUCCCAAGGUUGGCCCGAAAAACAAGCGGGAAAUGGCUUCCCCGCUGUACGAUUUGUCUAUUCCACCCGCAGCCCGACAGCUGUUGAAAGAUUUGAAUCUACCCCCGGACUUCUUGUUGUCAGAUUCUUCCUUGAGUGAUGCGCCGAGUGAUUUUGAUUCCGAUCGGGACGUUAUAGAUGAUCCCCUGUCGCAUGUUCAGAUCAAGUUAUCACCCCCGAAAAGCCCCUGCCUUGUCCCCCAAUUCACAAACCCCGACCCUGAAACUCCCCAUUCUCCUUAUUUCCCACGUGUGCCAGUUGAUACUGAAUCAUGCCUCCCGUUUCCCCCUAUCGAAGCAUCUUCUUUCGGACUCAUUCAGGAGCAGCUUGCACAUGACCCCUUUCGUUUACUGAUUGCAACCAUUUUUCUCAAUCGAACCCGCGGGGGUGUUGCCCUGCCGGUUUUGUUCAAGGUGUUUGAACGAUACCCUACGAUUGAGGCGAUGGCUGAAGCAAACCCGCCGGAACUUGUAUCGAUGAUAAACUGCCUGGGCUUUCAAAAUCAACGAGCAAGGAAAUGCAUCACACCCCCGAACAAAAGCAAAAGAUAUCGCAAGCUCCACUACCCACGAAAGCUUGACGGUCGAAAUGUUGGUCGUGAAGAAUGCAUUGACGAAGAAGAUUUGAGGGUGGCAUGGGAGAUUGCACAUUUACCCGGUGUUGGAGCAUAUUCCCUUGAUAGCUGGAGGAUCUUCUGUCGCGACGAAUUACUGGGAAAAGCCUCUGACUGGAAAGGGACGGAUGCGACAGAGGUCGGAUUUGUGCCUGAAUGGAAGUGCGUUCUCCCACACGACAAGGAGCUACGUGCUUAUCUUACAUGGAUGUGGCUGAAAGAAGGAUGGAUUUGGGACUACCACACGGGUGAUCUCACACUUGCGAGUGACAAAACGAUGAGAGCUGCGCAGAGUGGAGGAGUUGCCCGUGAAGAGGAGGGGAAUUGGGUACUAGAGACCUCCCCUGUCAAGGCUGUGAAUGGAUUACAUGGAUCAGAUUGA